AUGCCAGCACCGACAGCGCUCAUGCGCAGACCCGAGGAACUCGCAGAAGGCGUUGCCAUGGAAGCCGUCAACGUCCCCCUGCCCACCGAAGACGACGCAGAACUGGUCGAUAUGAGCUUCGAGCCUACCACACCGAGUGACGCUCUACAAGCACCCACAGAAGACACUGCCAUGACCGACGAGGCCGGCCGCCCAAAGUUCGCGCCAGCCCAGUCCAUUCCCCUCGCAUUUCGUAGGGAACAACGGAAAGUGCCCAUUCCGCCGCACAGAAUGACUCCUUUGAAGGCGGCUUGGCCCAAAAUAUAUCCGCCCCUUGUUGAGCACCUCAAACUCCAGGUUCGAAUGAAUACCAAGACCCGCUCAGUGGAACUUCGCACCUCCAGCACUACGGUCGAUACUGGUGCCCUGCAGAAAGGCGAAGACUUCGUCAAAGCCUUCACCCUCGGUUUCGACGUGGACGACGCAAUCUCGCUAUUAAGACUGGAUGACCUAUAUAUAGAAACAUUCGAAAUCAAGGAUAUUAAGACGCUCACUGGAGAGCACAAAGGCCGGGCCAUUGGAAGGAUAGCAGGGAAGGACGGAAAGACGAAAUUUGCAAUUGAGAACGCAAGCAGAACACGGGUGGUGCUAGCAGAUCAGAAGAUUCAUAUCCUGGGCGGGUUCAAGAAUAUCCAUAUUGCGAGGGAGUCCAUUGUCAGCUUGGUCCUUGGUCAGAACCCGAGCAAGGUGUACGGCAACCUGAGGACGGUGGCGGGCAGGAUGAAGGAAAGGUUCUAG
Messenger RNA from Cucurbitaria berberidis CBS 394.84, 777 nucleotides. Its product is annotated as eukaryotic type KH-domain (KH-domain type I). Bases 1 to 777 code for a protein of 258 amino acids. The record is from RefSeq and is a predicted model, not a curated record. Gene Ontology annotation, molecular function: RNA binding. Gene Ontology annotation, cellular component: nucleolus. Lineage: Eukaryota; Fungi; Ascomycota; Dothideomycetes; Pleosporales; Cucurbitariaceae. The transcript has 5 exons.